UCUGGAAGGUCUCCUCCACAAGAUCGUCAUCCCCAGGGGCAGAGAUCCUCAAGGGAAGACUCUGCCCUUUGAAUCCGGUCAUGGAAGGAUGCUAGCAGGCUGUGGGCCAGGAACUCACAGAAAUUAUAAACCGUCUGUGAAGAAGGAAUCAGUCCAUCUGAAGAGUGUGUUGAAGGGAAAAGUAAAACGAAGCAAGACAUGGAGCUGCCGCAAGGGGACGAAAUGGAGGGAGGGGACGAAGAAGAGAAGAAAAUCAGGCCUCAGCCUCAAAAUAUGGGAUUUGGAAUGGACCGAUAGAUCAUUGCUGGAAGAAGAGGAAGGUCUUGAGUUUAGUCAUCUACUCAUCUUUGUAGGAAGCCUAUUCUUUAUUCAAUAGGCAAAAUGAAGGACCGGCUAGAAGAGCUUCUGGAGUUGUCCAAGCGCUAUGACCAGCAGUUCCCAGACGGGGACGAUGACCUGGACUCGCCCCACGAGGACAUCGUGUUCGAGACGGACCACAUCCUGGAGUCCUUGUACCGGGACAUCCAGGACAUUCAGGACGAAAACCAGCUGCUGAUGGUCGACGUGAAGCGGCUGGGAAAGCAGAACACGCGCUUCCUCACGUCCAUGCGGCGCCUCAGCAGCAUCAAGCGCGACACCAACUCCAUCGCCAAGGCCAUCAAGGCGCGGGGCGAGGGCAUCCACCGCAGGCUGCGCGCCAUGCGCGAGCUGAGCGAGGCGGCCGAGGCCCAGCACGGGCCGCACUCGGCCGUGGCGCGCAUCUCGCUCGCGCAGUACAACGCGCUCACCCUCACCUUCCAGCGCGCCAUGCACGAGUACAACCUGGCCGAGAUGAAGCAGCGCGACAACUGCAAGAUCCGCAUCCAGCGCCAGCUGGAGAUCAUGGGCAAGGACGUCUCGGGCGACCAGAUCGAGGACAUGUUCGAGCAGGGCAAGUGGGACGUGUUCUCCGAGAACCUGCUGGCCGACGUGAAGGGCGCGCGGGCGGCGCUCAACGAGAUCGAGAGCCGCCACCGCGAGCUGCUGCGGCUGGAGAGCCGCAUCCGCGACGUGCACGAGCUCUUCCUGCAGAUGGCAGUGCUGGUGGAGAUGCAGGCCGACACCCUGAACGUCAUCGAGCUCAACGUGCAGCAGACGGUCGACUACACCGGCCAGGCCAAGGCGCAGGUGCGCAAGGCCGUGCAGUACAGGAAGAAGAACCCCUGCCGGACCCUCUGCUGCUGCUGCUGCCCCUGCCUCAACUAGCCCGGAGCUCACCUGGCAGCCUCCGCCCCCGCCGCCCCCAGCCCCGACUGGGACCGCCCGGGAAGCACGCUAGAAAAGCCCACCAGAGCCGGGCCUCUGCACUGGGCCAGUCGCCCCAGCUCCUUGGGGAGCUCAGUCUUUAGGGAAAGAGGAAACACGAGGUUCAAGAAUUCCAGCCCAGCUGGUGCUUGGAAAGAUAGGUGAUACCUUCCCGUGGUUCUUCAGUAAAGCCAGAUUGCUGCCAAAGUUGUGUGAAGUCAUUAUAGACACACUGGACUCCUACCCUCUCCACAGAAGCCAAAUAAGGAACUGACGGGUUAAUGUCCAAGGCGGGCCUCCUUAAAGACUCAAGGAGGAAAGUACUUUUGCAUCCGCAUAAUAGCAUGAACUCAUCAUCAAAACUUCAAUUUGUUUACCCUGUCCUGAAGGUUCCUUGGGUCGGUUCAAAUUUGAGUGAAACUGACCUUGGAAAAACCUUUACGUCCCUUCUUUCUGACUCUUCAUAUAGUUUAUGGCUGCUAUGUGAUUUCCCCCUAAUGUAGACCUUCUUUUUGCUCACCUCCCCUACUUACUAAAUCACAUUGCACACUUCCUAUUUUCUUAUCUCUUUCACUUUAAAUAUCUUUCAGCAGAUUAUAUUUUGGGAUUAUUUUUCCAAAUAUUUUUAAGCACUGAAUAUUGAACAAGCACUCCAGAUUGAAGUAUGUAU
This is a messenger RNA of Propithecus coquereli (Coquerel's sifaka), 1954 nucleotides long. RefSeq names its product syntaxin 11 (gene STX11). Gene Ontology annotation, biological process: synaptic vesicle fusion to presynaptic active zone membrane; exocytosis; intracellular protein transport. Gene Ontology annotation, cellular component: plasma membrane; endomembrane system; SNARE complex. The record is from RefSeq and is a predicted model, not a curated record. The transcript is spliced from 4 exons. Bases 382 to 1245 code for a protein of 287 amino acids. NCBI's taxonomy places the organism in Eukaryota, Metazoa, Chordata, Mammalia, Primates, Indriidae. Gene Ontology annotation, molecular function: SNAP receptor activity; SNARE binding.